AUUUUGUCUCUGUGCUUUCAGGUUUUGCUAUGCCGCAGUGUUUGUACUGACUCUGCUGUCUUGUAGGAGUGAUGGGGAACUAGAGCCCAUGACAGUUCAGUGGAGCCCUUGGCACUUUUGAUAUCUUGACAUCUUCAGUCCUGUAAGAGCAGCCCAGUCCCAGGAUAAGGACAGCAGCAGGUGGUAGAAUGCGGAAACCAGGCCCUCAGAAAGCCAUAGACUGGAAAGAUGGUAAAAAGCACAAGUACAGCCGCCCGUCAGAGUCUCCCUCCCAGUACCAAGGUCACUUCACAUGGGAGAAGUACCUGAAAGAAACAUGUGCCAUCCCAGCUCCUGCCCAUUGCUUCAAGCAGUCCUACACUCCACCUGCAAACGAGUUCAAGAUCAGUAUGAAGCUGGAGGCCCAGGACCCCAGGAACACCACGUCCACGUGCAUCGCCACCGUGGUGGGGCUGACGGGCUUCCGCCUCAAUGCCUCCUCCUGGCCCAUGUUCCUUCUGAAGACUCUGAAUGGAGCAGAGAUGGCUCCUGUCCGGAUUUUUCACAAGGAACCACCAUCUCCUUCCCAAAACUUCUUCAAGACAGGUAUGAAGCUGGAGGCAGUGGACAGGAAGAACCCUCACUUCAUCUGCCCGGCCACCAUUGGGGAGGUGAGAGGUUCUGAGGUCCUGAUAACAUUUGAUGGCUGGAGAGGUGCCUUCGAUUACUGGUGCCGAUAUGAUUCCCGGGACAUCUUUCCCGUAGGCUGGUGUUCGCUGACUGGAGAUAAUCUGCAGCCCCCUGGUACAAAAGUUGUGAUUCCAAAGAGCCCUUUACCUGCCUCCGAAGUAAACUCGGAGAAACCUAGCAUGCACAGUAGCACAAAGACUGGUUUGGGGCAUCAACAAGGGCAAAGGCGUCGCAAAACAGGGAAGAAGCGUGGUCGAACGACCAAAACACUAAUCCACCACCCCAUGCCUACACCCUCCAAGUCAGUGGAGCCUUUGAAAUUCCCCAGAAAGAGAGGCCCCAAGCCUGGCAGUAAGAGGAAACCUAGGACAUUGCUGAACCCAGCACCCACCUCUCCAACAACCAGUACCCCAGAGCCAGACACAAGCACUGUGCCCCAGGACGCUGCUACAAUCCCCAGCUCUGCCAUGCAGGCUCCCACAGUUUGCAUUUACUUGAACAAGAACGGCAGCACUGGGCCCCACCUAGACAAGAAGAAAGUUCAGCAGCUGCCAGACCAUUUUGGACCAGCUCGAGCUUCUGUUGUCCUGCAGCAAGCAGUACAGGCCUGCAUUGAUUGUGCUUAUCAUCAGAAAACAGUCUUCUCCUUCUUAAAACAAGGCCACGGGGGAGAGGUGAUCUCAGCUGUGUUUGAUCGGGAACAGCACACUCUGAACCUGCCAGCAGUUAACAGUAUCACCUACGUCCUCCGCUUCCUGGAGAAGCUGUGCCACAAUCUGCGCAGUGACAACCUCUUUGGGAACCAGCCUUUCACUCAGCACAGCCACAUGCAGCGCUCUCACCAGUACGACCACGACAGGUAUCUACCAGACAGAAGCAGUUCCUUAGACGGCUCUCUGCAGGGACCAGGCCGGGGUACAAAGCGCUUUUCCCAAGACCCCCCUCCAUACAGUGCUCCUCUCUCCCCCAAGGUACCAAAGAAUGACCGUCACCCUUUGGAAGGUGAAACCUUUGUCCUGGCAGAUGGCCUCCCAGGGCCCUUAGAGCCUCGCCUGGACCCCAUGGACUCUGCCUUGAACUCUGUCAGUUCAUCCAGCCACAGCAGGAGCUCCAGAGACUUUCGCCUGCCGGGAUACAGGCACCUGCAGCAGCCCUGCAGCCUCAGCCAGGGCAGCAGCUCUGCCCUGCGCAGGCUGAGCUCUGGGGGCUCGGACAGGUACCCGGGCUCCAGGGACAGCUCCAGGGACAGCUCCCGGCUCAGCAGCCGCAACCCCUCGGCCUGGACGGUGGAGGAGGUGAUGCAGUUCAUCCGCGAGGCCGACCCGCAGCUGGGCCCCCACGCUGACCUCUUCCGAAAACACGAGAUCGACGGGAAGGCCCUGCUGCUGCUGCGCAGUGACAUGAUGAUGAAAUACAUGGGGCUGAAGCUGGGGCCUGCCCUGAAGCUCACCUACCACAUCGACAAGCUAAAGCAAGGCAAGUUCUGAGAGGACUCCUGGCAGGAUGGACCCUGGAAGCUCCGCUCCCGGCCGCCCCACCCGCGCUCACCUGCCACAGGUUCGCAUGCACACACCCCUUCCGC
This is a messenger RNA of Zonotrichia albicollis (white-throated sparrow), 2251 nucleotides long. Lineage: Eukaryota; Metazoa; Chordata; Aves; Passeriformes; Passerellidae. The record is from RefSeq and is a predicted model, not a curated record.